Molecule: messenger RNA, 1236 nt
Organism: Abrus precatorius (Indian licorice)
Lineage: Eukaryota; Viridiplantae; Streptophyta; Magnoliopsida; Fabales; Fabaceae
Product: mediator of RNA polymerase II transcription subunit 6
Exons: 5
Coding region: 107-838 (243 amino acids)
Biological process (GO): regulation of transcription by RNA polymerase II
Cellular component (GO): mediator complex; core mediator complex
Molecular function (GO): transcription coactivator activity
Source: RefSeq, a predicted model, not a curated record
AAUCACAUAAAAUAAAAUAUAUUAAAAAAGAGCGUUUACCUCUUUUAUCAACUGUGUCCAAACAAGGCCUUACUUCCAGAGAGGUAAAACAGGGUUUGGGUUGGGAAUGGCGACACCGGGGAUGGAGGGAGGAGCGGCGCAACCUCCGGGAACGGACAUGACCGGAAUAUGCUUCCGAGACCAAUUGUGGCUUAACACCUUCCCUUUGGAUCGCAACUUAGUCUUCGAUUACUUCGCGUUAUCGCCUUUCUACGAUUGGACUUGCAACAACGAGCAACUGCGUAUGCGUUCUGUUCACCCUCUCGAUCUCUCUCAGCUCACGAAAAUGACGGGCACGGAGUACAUGCUUAGUGAAGUUAUGGAACCUCACCUCUUUGUUAUUCGCAAGCAGAAGAGAGAUAGCCCUGACAAAGUUACGCCUAUGCUCGCUUAUUACAUAUUGGAUGGUUCCAUUUACCAGGCUCCCCAGCUCUGCAAUGUUUUUGCUGCUCGGAUUGGAAGGGCCCUUUAUUACAUACAGAAGGCCUUUACUACAGCUGCCUCAAAGUUGGAGAAGAUUGGAUACGUUGAUUCUGAAAAUGAGACUGCACUGCCGGAAUCAAAGACUGGUAAGGAGACAAUUGACGUAAAGGAAGUUAAACGAGUGGAUCAUAUUCUUGCAUCCUUGCAACGCAAGUUACCACCAGCUCCUCCUCCGCCACCAUUUCCAGAAGGGUAUCUUCCACCUCCCACAGCAGAAUCUGAGAAAGGUACUGAAACUCAGGAAGCGGCAGAAUCGCAAGCUCCUCCUGUUGAUCCCAUAAUUGAUCAAGGACCAGCAAAAAGAAUGAAAUUUUGAUGCAAAAGACAUUCCGCAACAGCUGUCAAUAUUCAGGUACUAGAAAAGUUGACCGUUCCGUACAUGCGACGCAUGCCGAAACAUGGUUAACUUCAUGUUAUUCUUUGGUCUAAAAUGUGUGGCUCUAUUUUUGAGUUCACCAUGAAUGUACAUAUUAUCAGCUAGGUCCACUGGACGGUAGGAUGACAUUAUUGUUUUCUCCAUUCUAACAAUGUAUUGAGCGACCGUGUACGGGUAAACGAAACUAAUCUCCUUCACAUUGAACAUUUCUUAUUUAUUCAACUUUGAGAUGCGGGGACUUGGUUUCAUCCUAGUUUUCCCUGAACACCUCGACAAAUUGCAUUCCUGUUCAAUCGAUUGAGAUUAUAAUACAUAAAUUGAAUUGUUUUAGAUUAUUG